AGGAGUAAUCAUUUGUCUGUUCAGCAUUGCUCAGUGUACAACUUCGAUGCUACAGUUAGUGGGCUUAAGCCACGCCAGCAUUGUACAUUAACAGUGCUUUCUUAGUUCUUUAAAUCAAAUGAUUCCUUUCCAUUUUUUAAAUUGAAUUUCGUCAAACAUUAGUGAAGCUUUUCAGUGAACAUUUUCUUGUCAGUUGCUGUAAGAAAAAGAAACAAAAGGAAGAUGAAGAAAAUCUUUAGACUGAGAUUUGUAAUUAUUAUUCUAUGCAGCAUCAUUCUGUUUUUGUGCUAUGGCGGUGUCAAUGCUAUGCAAUGUUAUCAGUGCAACAGUCGCAAUAAUAGCCAAUGUGCCGAACUUAAGCCUCCAGAUUCUAUGAAGAUAGAUUGCUCAAAUCUUAAAGAUGGUGCAAAGUAUACAAUGUGUCGAAAAAUUACACAAGUCAUCGAAUUUAGUGUCAAUGGCUUACCACCUGAUACUCGAGUUAUCCGAGGAUGUGGAUGGGAUGAAUCAAAUUAUAAAGGCCAAUGUUAUCAACGAAGUGGCUUUGGUGGUAGACAAGAGGUUUGCUCCUGUUUGUCUGAUCUUUGUAAUUCGGCAACGCCUGGACCUGAAAUUUGGCUGCUUCAACACUUUAUUUCUUCGUGUAUUCUGAUCAACUUAUUACUAAUGUCUUUAUGGAAUUAAAUAUUCUUAAAAAAUGUUCAAAUUUUCUGUAGAAUUUAGAUAUAAGAUUAUGAUAGACAUAAAUUAAGAAUAAUAGAAAAAUUAAUAUCAACUUUCUAAUGAUGUGAAAUUGUACACCAGAUAGUUAAAAUAAUAAAAUUAUUCAUAUUAAAGGAUGAAAAAUCAAGAAAA
Molecule: messenger RNA, 855 nt
Organism: Solenopsis invicta (red fire ant)
Lineage: Eukaryota; Metazoa; Arthropoda; Insecta; Hymenoptera; Formicidae
Exons: 4
Coding region: 223-684 (153 amino acids)
Biological process (GO): regulation of synaptic transmission, cholinergic; positive regulation of voltage-gated potassium channel activity; sleep
Source: RefSeq, a predicted model, not a curated record